AAGGAUACGGGGCGACAAGUUGCCUAGUUGUUGUCGCCGUGGUCACUGCGAGUCAUUUCCAAAUGCAGCCGAGCCUUAAACCAAGAAAGGUCGCCGCGGUGGACCUUUAAAGUGUCGAGGUGGGUGACACGUGCACGCCGUCCCUAGUAGGUACUACUGUCCCUGCGCGCGACGUCCGCCUACGCCAAACAGCGUCAACUUCACAGCUGAUACAAACAAAACCUCCGGCAAAGUAAAAAAAAAAAAGAAAAGCCAAAACAAAAAAGGAUUUCCUGCUGUGGAUACUAGCUCCAAGUUCCUGCACUUGGAGAUUCAACAAGAUAACACCGCACUUGCUGGAGUUGAAGAGCGGAACCUGCUCAUAUUAAGGCGUGGGGAGACUCGGCGUUUGGAAGUGGAGAGACUUGGAUCACGCGUGUGCUGAGCCAUGGAGGUCGAUAAUUCAAUGAAAUUUACCGCGCUGUCACUUACUUUGCUUUGGGGGCUUUCAGGUGUGUGGGCCCAGAUUCAGAUGCCUACCCCCCAAUUGGAGGUGAGGAAAGGGCAGACGGCGACUCUGCAGGCCUGGUACACCCCCAAGCAGGGCACUGACAUCAGCCUCAACACCAUCACCUGGACCUUUGUCACCAACAGCACAAAGCUGAUCAUCUCCUACACCAAGGACUCGGUCAGCAUUGGGAAGUCCCAGUUCAGAGGCCGCCUGGGCUUCACCCAGGCCAUGCCCUCCGCCGUGGUCUCCCUGUUAAUCAACAGCACCCAGGAGGCCGACUCGGGCCGCUUCCUGGUUCAGGUCAUCAUCCCCGGGGAUGAUGACAUGACCGCCGAGCUCCGACUCAACGUCGUCGUGCCCCCGGCCGUCCCCCAGUGCUCCAUGGCAGGCAAGCCGGUGCAGAAGGGCAAUGUGACGCUGAGCUGCCGGUCCGGGGAGGGCAAGCCGCUCCCGAUGUACAAGUGGAUCAAGACCAACCCCACCUCUGAGGUGUUCUUCUCCCCCAUGCUGAACGAGCGGACCGGCACGCUGCGGCUGAGCAACCUGAGCAGCUCCAUGUCGGGGAAGUACGAGUGCACGGCCCGGAACACGGUGGGCUCCGAGAGCUGCUUCAUCAACCUGCAGAUCAGCUCCACCAACUCGGGGAUGAUCGCCGGGGCAGUGGUGGGCGCGCUGGUGGGCUUCGUCAUCCUGCUCGUCUUCAUCUUCUUCCUGCUGAAGAGGAGAAGAGAUAAUGAGGAGGAGAUCGCCAACGACAUCAAAGAGGACGCCCAGGCCCCCAAGCGAGUGUCCUGGGCCAAGAGCGGCAUGGGCUCAGACAUCUUCUCCAAAAACGGCACCCUGUCCUCCAUCAGCUCCAGCCGGCACCCCAAGGAGCCCUUCCACGCCAGCAACCACCACCACCAGCCGCCCCCACCCCAGAGCCACAGCCUGCAGCAGUACCCCCAGCGCCCGGCCUCUGACACCGCCUCCAUCAACACCGCUACGGGCAGCAUCGCCGGCUACCGGCCCCCCCAGCAGCAGCGCCACCAGGGGGGCGCCUCCACCCCCACCCAGUACGGCGCCUACAACGGCAACGGGGCCACCCUACCCCGGGACCAGUACCCGGACGGAGCCCCGCAGGAGCCCAGGGCGCACGGGGAGCACCCCCAUAGCGGCACCCUGCCCCUGGGCCACACGGAGAGGCCCACCAGGCUGCCCCAGGCCCAGCCGCUGGCCCAGGGCUACGGCCAGGCCCAGGGCUACGGCCAGGGCUACAGCCAGGCCCAGGGCUACGGCCAGGCCCAGGGCUACGGCCAGGCCCAGGGCUACGGCCAGGGCCAGGACUACGGCCAGGGCCAGGACUACGGCCAGGGCCAGGACUACGGCCAGGUGCAGUCCGCCCAGCCCGCUCUGCUUCCUAUCCCCCGGCCCCCCGCCCUGCCCACCUCCGUCAUAUCCGCCUCCAACAUUGCCCGCAUGGGGGGGGUGCCCAUCAUGGUGCCGGCUCAGAACCAGGCCGGAUCGCUCGUGUGAAGAAAUGAAGAAAUAAAUAAGGUCAAAAUUACUUGAACGGCAAGUAAAAAAAAAAAAAAAAACAGCCAUGGAAGCCUGCGUUUUUUGUUAUGGUUUCAUCGUUUUCCUCCAGUGAGUGGAACUGUGGAGCUUCACUGCUGGUAUUCCACUGAGAAGGCAUUCACAAAGACACAGAGAAUGUCGGUUUGAUGUCUUCCAUGCAAACAGCUUUGUUCCAUUAUGAUGAAUAAUCAAAUGUUUGCCUAAAACAUGAAAACUGCAACUUUAUUUUUUUCUACAAUAUCCACCAAUGAAGAUAGAACUUUGUCCAAGAUUGUAACAAUCCUUCAAGUUUCCAAAAAACUGCAUCAAAAUUCCACAUAGUUCUGCAGAAUUGUACUAGUUAAUGUUUAUCGACUGCCUUUUUAUGUGACUUCACUGUCUGGCUGACAAAAUAAAAAAAUGUAAACGCCAUCCUAUGGUUAGUUGUAUUAGGGUCAUUACACUGUAAGUUUAGAGUCUAGCUAUACAAAGACGGUCAAAUGAAUGAAGGGGCAAAUCUAUGCUGUUUUAUAGUUGGUCGUGUGUAACUUUUCAAAAGGGGUCGACUUGGCGGAGGAUGAUUUCCUCAGGGUUGAUCCAUUAUUCACCAUUCUGGGCCGUGCUAGGUGUGAAGACAGCUGGACGCAUAUGAUAACAUAAACACACGCCAUAUUAAUUAUAUAUUAUAUAUUUUCCUGUGAUGGUUGUGUCGGAUUAUUUGGAACACUGGAGCAAAAUAUAUUUUAAAAUGUGUCUUUAUCAUUAAUCUUUUUUUAUUGUUAUUUCUUUCAUUAAUAUUCUGAGGAUGAUGCAUCCAGGAAGAUAAACAGGAUCUUCAUUUGUAUACACUCCUUUUACUCUUCACACGAAUGGUCCAAUAUUGUGUACAUACUAGCAGUGUACAUUAUAUAAAUAUGACAUAUAUUCAAGCCUUUAUUUUUAUACUGCAACGUAUGGUAAGUGAUUCAAUUUGAUGGAAGACAAACCAAUGUCCCAAAUAAAUGUAUAAUUACUCGGUUGUCAAAUUACAUACAAAUGUUGUCCAACCUAAUAUUAUACUGUAUCCUUAAGCUGAACAUGUAGAAUACGAGCAGUGUUUAUAUGUUCUUUCUGUAUUUAUGUCCAAGUCUUUGUAUAAUUUUUUCAAUUAAAAGAGAAUUGUUGGUCAAUUUGUCGUUAUUUGAACCAUACAAUAGCUUUUAAAAAUAUGUUAUAAGAAAAAAGAAAUGUCAUCUUUAUCACCAAUUAUAUGUAAAAACAUUUAAGACAAAAUACUUAAUUUGUCUUCAUGUGUUUCAACGCUUACUAACAGGUGCAUGUGGACUUUUUUUAACCGUAUAUCUUUUGUAUUAAAAGGUGCAGUGCUUGGACCCUCCAGGAGAGGGCGCCAGAUUACACAAAGACUGCCUUGGGUUUUCUUGAAACUGCUUAUUAUUCGUUUUAUUUGAUUCAUUGUUGGUUGUAUCCUCCUUUGGUCUAUUUAGGUGGGUGCCGCAAGAAGCGCUCAAACAUUGUAAUAUAUUGGCUUGAAUAUAUAUGAUAUAUUAAUUAAAUUUUAAGCCAAUCAGAUCGCUCAGAUUAUUUUCGAUCUUUUCUUUCGCCACUCACAUCGCUCUUAAAAAUAUAUAUUUUAAGCAAAUCACAUUGCUCGAAAAAAUUAAAAUCACUUUGCAUUACAGCAUUCACCGCAUUUUCUGCAGAAAAUUCUCUUUUCAAAUGCCAUUCAUAAUGAUGACCUUACACACGCAAUGAUGAAACAACAAACAAAAUGCCAAAACAAAAACCACUCGCAUGACAUACGGGUAUACUGUUUAUUAGAAUAGGCGAUUAGCAAUUAAACAUUCACCUACAUGGCUCAAAGAAGGGCAUAUAUGCUCAAUCUGUACGCCUCUUUAAUGAGCUUGUCCUGUCAGGAAAAAUGACAUUUAAGUUAAUUCUGUGAUCAACGCCCACAUGGUUUAGAUGGGGGAGGAAUGCAUUGUUUCAUAGAAAGAAAAAAACUAAAGUAUAAAAAAUCUGCAACAGAGUAUAUCAAAUAUUAAAUCCAUUUCUAACAGAAAUUACAAAAACGAAAAAAAAACAUCAGAAGAGCACUGGAUAUUAAUAUCUUGGCAAAAAAUUGGACAAACGAAACAAACAUCCGGCACCCGUAAUGUUUUCUAUUUCCCAUGGAACUACAGUA
Molecule: messenger RNA, 4208 nt
Organism: Gadus macrocephalus (Pacific cod)
Lineage: Eukaryota; Metazoa; Chordata; Actinopteri; Gadiformes; Gadidae
Gene: esama
Product: endothelial cell adhesion molecule a
Exons: 7
Coding region: 428-2005 (525 amino acids)
Biological process (GO): homophilic cell-cell adhesion
Cellular component (GO): plasma membrane; adherens junction
Molecular function (GO): cell-cell adhesion mediator activity
Source: RefSeq, a predicted model, not a curated record